Caenorhabditis angaria is the source of this 1006-nucleotide messenger RNA. NCBI's taxonomy places the organism in Eukaryota, Metazoa, Nematoda, Chromadorea, Rhabditida, Rhabditidae. The record is from the annotation of a GenBank genome assembly.
AUGACAACAUUUUUGCAGCAAUCCUUUGAGCCACUUGUAAAUCGUCUUGCCACGUCAGAAUAUCAAUGGGAUGUUGAUCGAAAACCCAUACAAAUUCCAAAACUUCCUCUAAAUAAUCGAGAACUCGAUCUUCCAACAAAUGGUAUUUUAUUGGAAACAGAUUUGAGGAAUGUGAAAAGAAGACUGCAAGAAAUAUCAGAACAAUUAAAAGUUAUUCGAGGAACAAGGAUGAGUAUGAGCACUGAACAAUUUAUGGGAAUAAGUGCAUUUACUGGAGGAAUGGGAUCAAAUGAUGAAAGUGCACUCACAAAUCAAUUGAAUAUUUUGGAUAUUCCUGGAGCGGUUGAAAAAAAUGUUGAUCGAAUGGAUGAAAUUCGACAAAGACUUCGAGAGGUUCGAGUUGCGAGAAGAAGUUCGCCGGUUUUUACACCAACCGAUGAAAAGAAAUUUGAAUUAGAGAUGAUUGAAGAAAGGGAAAAAAUGAUUGAAGAAAUUCGAACACAACAACCUGUUAGAAGAAGUUCGGUGAGAUUUGAAGUAAAUUCGAGGAUUGAAGAAAGAUCCGAAACACCGAAAGAAGAAAAAGAAGAAGAAAAACCUUUGGCACAAUUUGUUUUUGAGAAUAAGAAACAACCAGAAACACCAAAACAAGCAGAAAAACCAGGUAUUUCAUAUAGAAACUUUUUUUAUUUGGUGUAAAAAUUGAAUUUGUUUAGCAUCACCUCCGCCAGCUGGACCAUCUACAACAUCAUAUACUCAAAUGAUGUCUUUGCUCUCACAACAAAAUGCAGAUUCAUCAAGUGAUAGUGAUGAUCCAGUUCCGAUUCGAAAAGAAUCUGCAGCCAAACCAUCAAUGGGACUUCUUUCGCAAUAUUUGAAUAAGCCUGGCUCAGAUUCUUCUUCGGAAGAUGAAAAACCACUACCAAAACCCUCUCUAACUGCACCAAAACCUUCUACAUCAAAAAUGUACGCCGAUGAUGAUUCCGAAGAUGAUUUUUUUAAUUGA